Molecule: messenger RNA, 1732 nt
Organism: Aaosphaeria arxii CBS 175.79
Lineage: Eukaryota; Fungi; Ascomycota; Dothideomycetes; Pleosporales
Product: LigB-domain-containing protein
Exons: 1
Coding region: 223-1242 (339 amino acids)
Molecular function (GO): oxidoreductase activity, acting on single donors with incorporation of molecular oxygen; ferrous iron binding; zinc ion binding
Source: RefSeq, a predicted model, not a curated record
CAUCACCGUCCGCACGAGAACGAGCAAUUGAGCACUGGAUAUCACAAAUCAACUUUCGAAACCCUCCAGCAUCACCCUAGCGAGUUCUCUGAAUCCAAUUGACGCCCCCCUGAUUACCACUUUGUAAUCGCCCAAGAUGACUGCUGCAGGCAACAAAACCCAACCUCAUCCCCGCCCAUCAUCUCUUCGUGAUAAUUAUCGAUUCAAGUCGUUCGCCGUACCAUGAGACCGGCAAGAACAUCACUUCUCACAAUACCUACCACACUACUCCUCUCAGCAGCCAGCACUCUCCGCCUCGCCACAACCACUCGCACAACCUACGACCCCUUCAUCAACUUCCCACCUCACCACCAACACCACCAUCACCACCUCGCAAUGUCUCCCACCCCUCCAAACACAACACCACGCCUCGCGCCCGUGAUAUCGCUCUCCCACGGCGGCGGCCCCAUGCCCCUCCUCAACCACCCCUCCCAACACGCCAUCAUCACCUCCCUCAGCAAGCGCGUGCCCCAGAUCCUCAAACUCAACACCCCCUCGGCCCCGCGCGCCAUCAUCGUCGUAACAGCCCACUGGUCGUCCCCCACCCCCUCCGUCCUCAUAACCUCAUCCCCGAACCCGCAACUCUACUACGACUACGGCGGCUUCCCGCCCGAAACCUACAAAUACAAACACGACGCCCCGGGUUCCCCCGCCCUCGCAUCCGAAAUCCAGUCCGUCCUCCUCUCCCACAACAUCCCCGCGGAGCUCGACCCCGAACGAGGCUGGGACCACGGCGUCUUCGUCCCCAUGAAACUCAUCGACCCGUCGGCCUCCGUACCCCUAAUCCAACUCAGCGUGCUCGAGUCCGAGGAUCCGGCCGCGCACUUCGCGCUGGGCAAGGCGCUCUACUCGCUCCGCGAAAAGGGCGUCGCGAUCGUGGGGUCCGGGUUCGCGAGCAUGCACAACCUGUCGCUGAUGUUCAACUCGCACACGACGUCCUCGCGACGGUUCCGGGACCUCUCGACGGUGUGGGGCGCGAGCAUCCACGACGCGGUGUUCGAAGUCGACGAGGCGGAACGGGGCAGGAAGUUCGAAGGGUGGAGGGACUGGGAGGGGAGCUAUACGAUGCAUCCGCGUGGUGGGGCGGACCACUUCAUGCCGCUGAUUGUGUGCGCGGGUGCGGCGGGCGAGGGCGCCAGGGCGAAGGGGUAUAGUGAUGAGAUGAUGGGGAUGGAGAUUUGGAGUUAUUACUGGGAGGACUGAAUUUGCGAAGCACACCCCCUCUCUCUCUCUCUCUCUGUCUCUCUCAUCUCUCUCUUUUUUUAGAUACAUACAUACAAUCCACAGGAAAUGAAAUAUACAAUUUUUCGAAACUAUUGCGCCUGAAAGUUCCACACUGUCCUCCUGUGUCUAGCUAAGUCCCCACUCACUCACUCACUCCCACUUCCCCUCCCCACUCAUCCGUCUAUCUGGCUACAUACUGCUCGUCCAAACUCGGAUUCCAAGAAGCAAAGGGUAAGGGACAAUGCUUUUUUUGUUAAUCAAAGGGACGAAUCUGCCCGGAGGGAGACGAAAAGGGGGUUGGAAAAGUAGGACACAAGGAGAUAGUAUUUUGUAUACACAACGAACUGUUUUACGGGGACACGCGCCGGUGUGAAUGCUUUGUUUUGAUUUGUGAAAGGGGAAAAGAACAAGAACAGGCGGACGGACAAAAGAUGUGUGAAUGUGUGUAAGUGCUGGGUUGGAACUGUAU